Medioppia subpectinata is the source of this 417-nucleotide messenger RNA. NCBI's taxonomy places the organism in Eukaryota, Metazoa, Arthropoda, Arachnida, Sarcoptiformes, Oppiidae. The record is from the annotation of a GenBank genome assembly.
AUGUGCAAACUGGUGGUGGCACUAGAGGCCACGUCGAUAUUCGUGUCGACGAUUAGCAUAACAGCCAUCGCUUUAGAUAGAUAUCAAGUGAUUUUGCAUUCCGGGAGCGAAAACCGAAUGCUCGGCAAUAUAUUCAAACUCUCGUUCAUAUGGUUGGCCGCUAUCCUCUUGGCUCUCCCACUCUUCCUCUUCCGCACCGUUGAAACACAUCAAUUGGAUAUGCCAUGGCUUAAAUCGAUCAACUUUUGUGUGGAGCGGUGGCCAAUAGCGCACGGGAGGGGCUAUUACUCGGUCUUCUCAAUGGUGUUUCAAUACUUUGUGCCGAUACUGAUCGUCAGUAUAGUGUAUACGCGGCUGUGUAUGAAACUGCGGACCCGAGCCAUACGCCGGACAUCGACCACACAAUUGCCAAAACUC